Tripterygium wilfordii is the source of this 1031-nucleotide messenger RNA. RefSeq lists its product as uncharacterized. The coding region runs from base 82 to 591 and encodes 169 amino acids. The record is from RefSeq and is a predicted model, not a curated record. The transcript has a single exon. NCBI's taxonomy places the organism in Eukaryota, Viridiplantae, Streptophyta, Magnoliopsida, Celastrales, Celastraceae.
UGAACCCACAAAUAAAACCCAAUUCCACCAUUAUAUAUAACAGAGAGCAUCAAGAGGAUUUACAAGCACACAACUGAAACAAUGGCUCUUUUAAUUUAUUGUUUAAAACAAGUUGUGAAGUUCUGUUUUGUGGAGCAAUGGCGUGUACGGGUCUUCUUGGUCCUCAAUAUGGUCUUACUAGCCAUAUAUUUCUGUUCCAUUUAUGCUAACUCUGAAAGUGAAGAAAGCAAUUGCAAUGAAGAAAUGAAAACUAAGAGACAAUAUAGGAGGCCUGUUAGUGUCGAAGCAGGCAGCGAUAGCGAUAAUUCAAUGAAGAUCAGAAAUGCUGAAGAUGAAAUUGAGCAAGAGGAAGAGCAAAAGCAAGAGCAUGUUAAAGUAGAUGGUAAGAGUACUACUACUGAGAUAUCUGAAGAGGAAUUGAAUAAGAGAGUGGAAGCCUUCAUUACCAUGUUCAGGCAACAUUUGGCUUCAGAUGCAAGAAGAAGCAGAAAUCAUCAGUUUCUGUCCAGUAAAAAACAAACUGAAAAUUUGAGGUCACAGAAGGAAUGUAACUUAACUCAGAAAGUCAGGUGUGUAACAGUACAAGUUUAGUAUAUAGAUUACCAAGUACUAUUAUUAUGUUUUCUAGUCUGAAAUUGCAAUUUGUUAGUGAUUCUUCUGGUGUUGGUGCAAAAGAGAAUGAACCAAUCCACUUUAUAAAGUUUCUAAUUUCACAAAAUUUGUAGUCUCAACUGAAUUUUUUUUCUUCUAUUUAACUAGAUAAUCACAUAUGUUUGGAUUCUCAUGAAUGAAUUUCCAAGUACUUUAUUUGACUCUCUCCCAGAAAUGAGUAGGGAUAAUUGUGAAAAUGCAGGACUUUCAUAACGGGUUAGAACUGUGCUACCCUUGUAGGAUAAACCCCGUCACUGGUACACCCAGUCCAAAACUCUAGACUCUUAAAACUCAAUUGUUUCUUAUCAACGUUCAAAGCUUUGAACACAAGGGAUAGGAAUCAUAGGAUUAGGUUUAUGAAGAAAGGGAGUCAGGAGCAA